UAUAUCUCCCUCUCUUUCUCUUUCUUUUUCUCUUUCUUUCUCUCUCUCUCUCGCUCUUUCUUUCUCUUCCUAUCUUUCCUUUUCUAUCUCUCGUUUUCACUCUCCCUCUCUUUCGCUUCGGUAUUCUCAGAAUUUUUCUGCAGUUUAACCAAGCCCGCCAAUUAUCGAACGUCCACGUGUCUCUUCCCCUUAUCCUUAAUUCCAUUCUAUUUCCUUCUACUAGUUAAAGUCAUCCACCCGUUCGAUUCAACCCACCCCCCAUAUUCCAUCCCAUUCUAUCCCUACACGUUCUAUCCCGCCAUCCCUCGAUCCUUCCCUUUUAAUCUCCGUCAACGUCGGGGGGAGGAAAAAGAAAAAAGAGAAAACAGAUAAAAAAGAAAAAAGAAAAAAGGAGUGAAAAAAAGGAAGAAAAUAAAGAGAAAAAAAAAGGAAACGAAGAGGAAAGCAACGAGAGAAAAAGCGAUUGUUCCCUGAUCGGUGUUUACACCAGCGAAAAAAUAGACGAAAUUCAAGCGGCAAGAUCGUCGACCCCUUUCGGCCACCCCCUUCCCCCCCGCCCACCGAUUUCCCGUUCUCUCCACCCUUGUCGUUCCGAUCCUAACGUUCAUCCACCACCCAUCGCCGGCCCCCUCCCGCUCCCCCAUCUCACGUUCUUCGUGUUUGUGUGAGAGUUUCAAAACGAGAGAAGACCGUGAAAACGUGCCGUUAAAGUAAUUAAAUUCGACUGACUCGAUUAGCGUGAGAACUUUCCUCGAAAGUUUUCGAGUUCGUUUCAGUCUUCCCUCUUUCUCACAGUAUAUUCUCUCUCUCUCUCUCUCUCUCUAUCUCUCUAUCUUCUUCUCUCGUUCUAUCUUUUUCUACGACUCACGAACGCGAGUGCAACGAGAGGAUUGUGUGUAAUGAUAGUCGAAGGUACUACGCGGAAGCGUUGAAAGAAAAGAGAGGAGGACUCUCCGGUCUGUUAAGUGAUUGCAAGGGAAUGUUACUGCUACAACCAACUUGAAAAGUUUUGGUAUACCACCGCAUUGCACGUUUGUUCAAUGUCCAUUAUGUCCCUUGGACUAAACUUUUACGGUACCAACGUACGAAGGGAGACAGCCGAGACACCGGAGACGUUUAUGAUGAGGAUAGUCUUCUUGACUUUAGGAUAUUUCCUUCUUCUUACACGGGAAGUUAAAGGAACAACCGAGGCAUGGCUUGAAAGUGAGAAAUAUGCGGAAGUUGGAACGGAAGUGCUACUGCCAUGCAUCCUAAAACCACCACAGUGCGGGGCACUUCAAAGCAUCGACUGGUAUCGCGCGGGUACGCGCAUUUUCGCUUUCAGCGAAGGCACGGGGUUAAUGCGGAGCAACGACGGCGUAGCCAGCAGUGACGACAGAUUGGACAUCGAAUAUAUGCUCAAUUCUACUACAGCUUAUCUGAAAAUGAUCGAUGUUAAACUUAAGGACGAAGGACUUUACAGAUGCGAAACUGUAUACUCAGCUGGAAAUUUGGAUUGCAAUAAUAUUCAACACGUAACACUUAACGUUACGAUAAAACCCGUUAACGUACAUGUCAUCGACGAGAACACAAAGAACAUUUUAAGUCCGGAUGCAACAUUUGGACCGAUAGACGAAGGUUCAACUAUUUCACUGACUUGCCAGAGUGGCGAGGGUAGACCGGUUCCCACGGUGCAGUGGUUUAAGGGUGAUCAACAGCUCGAAGCCGUAGCAUCAUCAACGAUUGACGCCAAUGGCAUAGGCACCGGUAGAAGCUCAUUGAAGAUGCAAGUGACUCGUGAGGAGCUCGGCGAUAUUUUCACGUGCAAGGUCAACAGCGUUGCUCUUCUAGAACCCAUCACUGACGACAUUAAACUCGACAUUCACGUGCGCCCAUUAAAAAUGGAUUUGAGCGGAGUGGUCGGUCACGCUGUGCAAGGAACAAAAAUAUUAUUACAAUGUACCGUAAGUUCAGCUAGACCAGCUGCCAAUGUGACUUGGUACAAUGGAUCGGAACCAUUGACUAUUAGUAACGAAAAAUACGAACUAUUUGAGACGAAAAUAUUUGAAAAUGGGAACGACAGUACGUCAAAAACUAUAAGCUAUCUUGCAUUUACCGCAUCGGCAUACGAAAAUGGGAAAACGUUUAGCUGUAUCGCUGAAAAUCCUGUUAUACGUACCAAACGUCUAAAACCAAUGAAGGAAGUAAUCACGAUCAAAGUAUUAUAUCCACCGAUAAUUAAUAUGAGACCGAUCAACAUAACCGUCAAUGAAACGGAUGAUUUUAUUAUUUAUUGCGAUUACGAGGCUAAUCCAAUCACAUUGACCAAAGUUACAUGGUUACAAGACGAUCUAGAGUUAACAUUGGACGAGGAACAUUACGAAGGUGGUAUCACGGUUAAUACGGCAUUAAUCGUAAAGAAUGCUACCGCUACCGAUAUGGGUUCCUAUAAAUGCAUUUUAGAGAAUAGCGUUGGCGCUACGAGCUCGAAGGAGAACGUAAAUGUGUCCGUUUUAUAUAAACCUGUGGUCGAAGUGAUAUCGGAUCCAGGGACCCCAGUGAACGAGGAAGAACGUUUGAACGUGUCGCUGAGUUGCACAGUACUAUCUGGAAAUCCAGAGAUCCUAACGGCUGUACGUUGGUACUUGGAUGGUGACCUUUUAAAAGAACUUCCAGAUUGUACGAUGAACUAUACGAUAACGUCAACGUUAACCGAAGAAUCCUCGAGUAUUUGCGACAUUGACCCUAGCAAACUGUUAUUGGAAGCUGUUGGACGUUCCUUUCAUGGGGAUUAUUCUUGCGAGGGUAGAAACGAAGCUGGCUGGGGUCCCAUGUCUCCGAGUACAUCGGUCACGAUUUAUUAUAAACCUGGUCCAGCUACAAUAUCUUACGAACCGAAAGAAGUUGUGAAAGGACAACGACUAACUAUUGCCUGUUCUGUCCUUGAUCCUGGACGACCAAUAAUAAAUAGUUUCAAAUGGUUUCGCGAUUUGUACAGGCUAACCGAUCAAACCAAUUCUUUACUCGAUAUCGAAUCGGCCGACGUUAAGGUUGCCGCUAAUUUUACGUGCAUGGCUUCCAACGAUGCCGGUGAUGGAUAUCCUGCUACGACGUCGAUUGAUGUGUCAGUGGCACCUACGUUCAUUCAAGCCCUAGAAAAUUAUCAAGGAUUCGUUUACAAUUCGAUAAACGUUAGCCUUGUUUGUUGGAUCGAGUGCGUUCCAGAUUGUAAUGUAUCUUGGUAUAGAAACGAUCAAUUGAUCGAUUUCGAUACGACCAAUCGUUAUUAUUUAACGAACAGUUAUAUGCCGUUGGAUUAUGAGAAGAAUUAUUUUGCAAGUAUACAAUCUAAUUUAACAUGGAACUUGACUGCAUUGGCAAAUGGCCGUCUCGAUCAUAUCGACGAUGACGCCAAAUUCACUUGUAAAAGCAGUGACAAUGGUAUUGGAAAACCCAUAGAAAGUACCACGCAAUUUCACGUAGAAUUCCCACCGGAGAACAUGACGAUCUCGAAGAAGAUAAUAAACGUGACGGUGGACACUAUACCGGAAACUGUCAGUUGCGACGCAAAGGCUUAUCCAAACGCGACCUUCAGAUGGUUCCGCGAGGGUUCGAACGAUACUAUAAUAAAAGGACAAAUACUCGAUUUAAAUACACCUAUACCAAGGCGUAGCAAUGGGACUUAUUAUUGCGAGGCAUCGAAUCAUCAUGGGAAACAAAAUAUUUCGCUUGUGGUGAACGUGCAAUUUAAGCCUGACUGUCACAUACAGCGGGAACGAUUGAAGGAUCAGGAUUACAUCAGCUGUUCGGCAAUUGGAAAUCCAGAAGAAAUCAAUUUUAUCUGGUCCGUAGAAAAUGACAACGAAACGAUAGAGCCAGAUUUCAAGAUAGAGGACGGGAUAAGCUAUGUACUUUUAGAUACUUCAAUCACGAAAUUUCGAACGUACGUGUGCAUUGCCAACAAUUCAAUCGGCCAAUCUACCGCAUGCGAGUUGGAUAUAACCGGAGAUGUACCCUGGUGGUAUCGUAUGGACGGUAACCUGUUACUGAUUGCAAUAAUCGUAUCGAUUAUUAUAAUACUUGCGAUAAUUAUCGUCUGUGUAGUUAUAUUAAUAAUUUGCAGACGUAAAAGGAAGCAAAUCAAAUACUCAAAUGAAAAUGGUAACAAUAAUCAGGCAAAUAAUAUGACGGAAACAAUGGCGGACGGUACAACAAAAACGUUUUACGAAAAUUUACCGUUUCAUGGUAUUCAAGCGCCGCCUAAUAAGGCGUUCAGUCCGGGAUUUUCUGAUUUGGAUUAUGCCGAUGUAGAUUAUCGUUCAUACGGGCCUAUCAAUUAUAAAGCUGCCAGUAUCGCGCUGUUUCAAAAGCAACAGGCUAUACAGAGACAACAACAACAAAAUCAACAAGAAGAAAGAAGACCACAAAUGUACGGUAUAUCGGAUGAUAACGAGGAACUACUUUAAUAAUCGUUUAUAUACAGCGAUCAUCGUUUAAUAACAAACAAACAAACAAACAAACAAACAAACAAGCGAACAAAAAAAAAAAAAAAAAAAUUACGCGAGACCAAAGUUAAUCCAAGACUUAUCAUUGAAUCUAAUUAACGAAGAUUAUAUAAGAACGUAUUUAUUUUUUUCUAUGCCCCCUAUGGAAACGAAGAAGUAGAAGAAGGAGAAAAAAAAAUGAAAAAAGAGAAAAGAAAAG
Vespa velutina is the source of this 4683-nucleotide messenger RNA. It is a transcript of the gene nrm, whose product is annotated as hemicentin-2. Gene Ontology annotation, cellular component: cell-cell junction. Gene Ontology annotation, molecular function: cell adhesion molecule binding. The transcript is spliced from 18 exons. The record is from RefSeq and is a predicted model, not a curated record. Bases 1041 to 4445 code for a protein of 1134 amino acids. Lineage: Eukaryota; Metazoa; Arthropoda; Insecta; Hymenoptera; Vespidae. Gene Ontology annotation, biological process: cell-cell adhesion.